AUGGGAUUCUUUGAUGAUGAAGCGCGAGAAAUUUAUAAUGGAAUAGAUAUUUAUGAACUUAAUGAUAUUUUUGAAACUAAUGAAGAUAUUGCUGAGAAAUUAAGAAAUCUCGUACUUAAAGCUCAUAAAAAGUUUAUUCAUGAGAAUAAAAAACAUAUUGGAGAUGAAGAAGAAGUGGCGAUUAAUAGAGCUGGAAACGUUAGAUUUAGAUCUGAUAUAUUAGACAUUGAAUUGUUCCAACAACUUACUGAUAUAAUGAAAAAAUCUGUUCAAGAAAGUAAACAUGUUAAAGCUGUUGGAUCUUUUGCAGGUUCUAGUAAUCUAUCAGAAACAAAUGGAUAUCUUCUAAAACCAAAUAAAAAUGCUUCUGUUACAAAAACAGAUUUGAAAUUAUUAAAUGAAGAAGCUAUAUCUCAAGCACGAAAAGAUAAUAUUGUCUAUUAUGAUGUGAAUUGGGGAACUACAAUUGCUGAAAUUAUUCCAGUCUUGAAAAAGGAUAAUAGGGCUUUAUAUAAUGUCGCUGGAUGGAUGGGACAGGAUAUUGUUGGUAUAAAUGCAACAUCUUCUCAUGGUAGUGGCAUCACUCUACCACCAUUGUGCUCACUUAUAGUUUCUUUAUUAAUGGUUGCUCCAGGAGACAAAAUUUAUAAAGUAGAACCAACAAAAGGAAUCACAAAUUCUUCCAAAUUUACUCAGAAAUUUCCAAAUAUAACUUUAAUCCAAGAUGAUGAAACAUUUAAUGCUGCUAUAGUAACUGUCGGCGCUCUUGGUGUGACCUAUGAGGUGACUAUUCGGACAAUUCCCUUGUAUAACAUUAUAGAAAGAAGGGAAGAAACUACUUGGACACAAGCCAAAUAUAUUUUAAAACAGAAGCCUUAUUCCACAAAUCCCUAUUUAAAAUACCGUAAUACAGAAAUUUGGAUAAACCCAUAUACAGAUUAUGCUUUGAUUACUCUGAGAAAUUUGGCGACAAAAGAAGAUGUUAAAAAAUAUCCAAAGCCCGAGGUCAAAAAACUUUUUCAAGAAUUGUUUGAAUUACCUAUAGUACAAGAGAUAUCAAAAGUUUUGGCUAUUCAUGUGGGCGGGGCUUUGUAUCUGUUAUUGCACCUGUUCCCAAAUAUAGUACCAUUUGCCAUUGAAGAAGUUUUGAGAUCUCAAUAUCACAAAGAUCCAAUUGUUGAUAGUUAUGAAUUAAUUUAUGAUCAAAUCGGUUAUGUAAUUCCAGUAGAAUUUUCAUUCUCAAUGAAGGAUGAUAACUACAUAUUAGGAACAGAGGCAAUUUUGGAAACAAUUAAAGAACUUCGAGAUAAGUACAAUUUAAAUGUCAAUGGACCAGCUGCGAUGAGAUUUUCUGCAGCUUCGCCACAAUAUCUUUCUAUGGCUAAUGGAAGUAGCGAUGAGACCAGAGCAUAUUUGGAAAUGAUGAUUUUGGAUGUUUGGAUUGAUUCUUUUGGUCGUGUAUUUGAUGCAUUGACUGAAACUGCACUGAAAUAUAAUGCAAGAUGCCAUUGGGGGCUAUAUUUUUCACCAAAACUUGAUCAUAAAUAUCUAAUUAAAGCAUAUGGUGCUCAAAAUGUUCAUUCAUUUAUUGAACAAAUUAAGAAAUUUGAUCCAAAUGGUAUAAUGAGUAAUACUUUAUUAAAAAAGUUAGGAUUAACACCCGACGGAAAAGUUACUGAAUUUGAUUUUUGGGAAACUAUUGGUAAAAAGUUUAAAGAAGGGUUAGAUGAGUUUACUAAAGUUCUGACAAAUUUAUAA
Molecule: messenger RNA, 1758 nt
Organism: Dentiscutata erythropus
Lineage: Eukaryota; Fungi; Glomeromycota; Glomeromycetes; Diversisporales; Gigasporaceae
Source: the annotation of a GenBank genome assembly